Molecule: messenger RNA, 4184 nt
Organism: Periophthalmus magnuspinnatus
Lineage: Eukaryota; Metazoa; Chordata; Actinopteri; Gobiiformes; Gobiidae
Gene: acot20
Product: acyl-CoA thioesterase 20
Exons: 5
Coding region: 279-1544 (421 amino acids)
Biological process (GO): acyl-CoA metabolic process; fatty acid metabolic process
Molecular function (GO): fatty acyl-CoA hydrolase activity
Source: RefSeq, a predicted model, not a curated record
GACCCGAGAAGAAGCGACACAAACGAAACAAGCCUCAUGCGAGCCUCAGAAUGACCGUAAACACUGUUUUUUCAGUAUCGUCUCUUACUGCGUCAAGGACCCAAUUGUUAGAAUUCACGUAAUUUCACCGAUAAAAAAGCUUCACCUUGUUUGCCCUUUCCCCUCGUCCUGUGGUGUUUCAGAAACAGCCCUGCACCAGAGAAGAGCCUGUGCACCAGGACAAAUACAGAUCAAGACCACAAUAAUCUUAACAUUUGAGACUUUAAACUCUGGUCCUAAUGGCAUCCUCCCAGGUGCGCUUGAGAAUCCUCCCCGCCGUCCGUUGCCUUUUUGACAAAACGGUGCACGUCAAAGUUGAGGGCCUUUCUCCACACAAACCUCUCAUACUACGCUCCGAAGUAGUGGAUGACAGGGGCAUCAUUUUCAAAGCCACGGCGCAGUACCGAGCAGAUGAACGGGGGUGUGUGGACGUGUCCCGGGCGGCCUCUCUAGGUGGUAGUUACACCGGAGUGGAGCCUAUGGGACUGUUUUGGUCCAUGUUACCAGAGACGCCUCACCAUAAACUGCUGAAGAAGACCGUAUUGACUCCGAUGCAAGUGGAGAUUUCGGCUAUGGAUGGGGGGAAUGGUGGAGAAGUGCUGGCAUCUGAGAUCAACUACAGGGAGUUUAUGGUGGAGGGGAUGAAGAGGAUCCCACUGAAGGAGGGCAGGUUGAGAGGAGUGCUGUUUGUGCCGCCAGGACCAGGCCCAUUUCCAGCGAUAGUGGACUUGUACACACUGGGAGGACGCCUGACUGAACUCAGAGCCAGUCUUUUGGCCAGUAAAGGCUUUGUUGUAAUGGCUCUGGCCUAUCAUGGCUAUGAGGAUUUACCCAAAAAUCCUGAGUACUUUGACCUGGAGUACUACGAAGAAGCUAUCAAGUAUCUGCUCAGUCUCCCUGAGGUUAAAGGCCCAGGUGUCGGCAUCAUUUCCAUCUCUCAUAGUGGCGGUCAUGCUCUGGCCAUAUCAUCUUUCCUCGACCAUGUCUCUGCAACCGUCUGCAUCAACGCCUGCACCGCCAACACCCUCGUCCCCCUGCGUUACAAAGACAUAGUCAUUCCUGCUAUUCCCCUUAUCAAAGAAAACAUCCGAAUAUCCAAGUCCGGCCUUUUUAUUACCCACGACACCGUACCCGAUCCGGAGCAAUACAAAGCAUCCCUCAUCCCCAUCGAACGUGCAACCUGUCAAUUCCUGUUCGUUGCCUCCGAAGAAGACUACAACUGGACCAGUGUCUUCUUUGCCAAACAAGCAGUGUCCAUUUUGAAAAGACAUAACAAACAUUCAUAUUCGUUGGUGUUAUAUCCCAAAGCAGGACAUUUUAUAGAGGUACCCCACAUGCCGUUCUGCCCGUCUUCAGUGCACGCGGCUUUGGGGAAGGCAGUGGCCUUUGGAGGGGAGCCGAAAGCGAAUGCGGAGGCCCAGAUGGAUCUUUGGGAGCGGGUCCAGCGCUUCUUCAAAAGCCACUUGGGGGUUGAGAGCACUCAGAAUCAAUCAGGGAAUGAAUGAGCCUCUUUCUGGUGAGGCGUGAGGCUCCUCAGACUUGAUUGUGGGAUAUAUUUAUGUGUAAUAAAGGAUGUUGGUGAAGAGAUAAUAACAGCACUGCAGUAUACAGUGGUCCCUCACUAUAACACGGUUCACCUUUCGCGGCCUUGUUGUUUCGCUGAUUUUUUCAGUGCAAUUUUGCAUGUUUUUGGUUUUUUUUUUACAGUGUAUGAACGUACAUUGUGUUCUGUGUCCUGAUUGAGACCAUUACACUGGGUUACAAAAAAAUUUUUUUGAAAGUUGUCUGUGUUUUUUCAACUGAAUUAGGACCAUUUAGCACCGCUGAAUCCAAAAAUGAUAUCCAUUUUUCUCAGUCAGGUCAGGUUUUUAUGCUAAUUCCGUUCUUCUGUCUAAAGUGAUUACAAUUUUGUGACAUUAUCAAUUGAUUUUCUUUAAUAUUUCUCAUCCAAAAAAUGUUUUAGGAGAUAAAAAAUAGUUUUCUAACAGAAUGUAUUAAUUAAAUGUUAUGUUAUGUUAAUUGAUAAAGGUAAGUACAUGUAAAUUGGAACGUUACGUUAUCAUUGUGCAAAAUUCAGGACAUGAACUUCUGUUUCUAUGAACCCCUUGAAUGCUCAGCAGCAGGGAUGUCUCUCUUCAGAGUCCAACAGUAAUCAGCCAUCAUGACUGCAUCCCAGCGUCCCUGAUACCUGGUCUCCAUCUCUUUUAUGUCCUGAUGGAAUCUCUCCACCUGCUCAUCACUCAGUGAUCCCAGAUUCUCAGGAAACCUGAACAUUUAGCUCCUUUUGGGAAAAAGGAUGUGGAGCAUCAUCAUUAAAACCACACUGGAGGAAUCUUUGUCACUGAUGUCAGGAACUUCUACAAAGACAGGUACUGGAAUUUCAUCACAGUGAGCUACAGGACGACGUGCUGAUUCAAGAUCAGGAUACUUGAGGCUGCUACGGUUCUUUCUGUUGAUCCCAGUCACAUCAAUAGUACAGAAGUAGCAGUCAGUGACAUGGUUUGUCGGCUCUCUCCAAACCAUGGGAAUUCCAAACUUCAGACAACUCUUCUUGCCUUUAGUCCACUGAUGCAGACACUCGGUGCAUGACUUGCAUACCAUGUGUGGCGCCCAAACUUUAUCUUGGUCACCAAGUUUAAUCCCAAAAUAAGCAUGGUAAGCACGCUUUAUGAAACUUGUGACUUGAUGGCAGAUAUAGCAGAAUAUGUCAGGCUUAUUUUUGCAAGAUCUUCUAGUCGAAGCCAUUUCAUUCACUUGUAAUAUACAAAAAAACAAAACAAUUAGUCAUAAGUUGGCACAUGCAAAAUCUUCAGAAUUUGUUUAUAGCGAGAAAUCUAACAGAAUUUUGCAUCAUAUGACGUGAAAAUACUCAUACAUGUAAACAAAAUCAUCCAAAAACAAAUAUGUAGCUUAGUUCAGAACGUUGACCUGAUUGAGCAAAACCAAUGUGAUUUUUGGAUUCCACACAGCAAAAUUACCCUAAAUCAGCAAAAAAAAUCUUAUAAACACUAAAUAAAUUUAGUGUUGACCAGUGUUAUCAAUCAAUCUCCUUCGUGCUGUCUUCACAGAAUGUGUUCAGCCAAAUUUACGUAAAUGUUUGAUUCCUAUCAUUUUUAUUUAAACUAUAGGAAAACGUUUAUAUUUUUAUUUCUCAAACAAAUGUUUGGGCCUGAAAACAGGUCUUGACCUUUGGUUUCAUUCUUUAAUGCUGUACUUAUUUUUUUUUUAUCUACAAAAGUUUGAACUUUGAGAGUGUUUAAACAAGAGAGAAAUGUGACAAAAUGUUAAUGCCUUAAAACAUAUAUAAUAAUUGUAAAAAAUAAAACUGACUACUUUGCAGAUUUUACCUUUUGCAGGUUAUUUUUUAGAAGUAACCCCUGCGAUAAACGAGGGACCACUGUAGUCAGUUAUUCACACGAGGGAGGGUUUGGGGAGUGAAGUCAGUAAAGUUAAUGUGGAGAGAUAUGAUUAAAUACAGGGCUUCAUGACAUGUGACACUAAGGCUACUGUUUGUUAUUAAUGUGGUGUUUUUGUGGGAAAUAGUAUGUCAUACUUUUUUUUAAAAAGCAAAUUGAAUUAAAAUAAAAAAGAAAAGCAAAAUGAAUCUUACAGUGUGCCACUUUGCCCCUGUGUAAAUAUGGUGAGUGAGGGGAUAGUGGUGGUGGUUGGCAGCCUCACUGCCAUCAGUCUACUCAGGGCAGCUGUGGCUACAAAAAUAGCUUACCGCCUCUGAGUAAGAAGUGGGUUGUGACUGAAUUUUAAGGCUUUGAGAGGCAUUGUACCUUUUUGGAACAUUGUUACUACUGUGAAAGAACUAUUCUUUAAAAAAACAUAAAUACAUCAGUGCAAUAUUGACAUCUGGUGGCUACUGAGCUCUACUGCAUUUCAAUUCAUUAAACAUCAUGAACAUUAAAUGUUUGCAAAUGUGCCCAAAUCAUUUUGUCGAUCAUUUAUCCAAACUGCUUGAAUGUAAUCAGAGUUUAAUAUGGCAAUGUAAUGAAUAACAUGUAACGUUAGGAUGGGCUUACAUAAGCAUGUGGCUUCAGCCCAAUCCUUUUUUGGUUGUAAUUAAUGAAGGAAAUGUUUUUUGUUUUGUCUUUUUCAAAAAAAUGUAAACAACCAAAAUAAAAUGUAUUCAUUCAUUC